This is a messenger RNA of Chenopodium quinoa (quinoa), 945 nucleotides long. RefSeq lists its product as uncharacterized. NCBI's taxonomy places the organism in Eukaryota, Viridiplantae, Streptophyta, Magnoliopsida, Caryophyllales, Amaranthaceae. Bases 1 to 945 code for a protein of 314 amino acids. The record is from RefSeq and is a predicted model, not a curated record. The transcript is spliced from 4 exons.
AUGAAAGAUUUGGGAGCUCUUAGAUAUUUUCUGGGAUUGGAAAUUGAUCAAACAAAUAGAGGUAUAUUUGUAUCUCAAAGAAAAUACAGCACUGAUCUUCUAAAGGAUCAGGGCAUGCUUGAUGUGAAGCCUCUUAAACUCCCCAUGGACACUCAUCUCAAACUUACAGCAGAGAAAGGGACACUUCUUCCCAGUCCUGUCAUAUAUCAAAAGCUUCUUGGGAAGCUUAUAUAUUUGACUGUAACUAGACCUGAUAUAGCUUUCUCAGUUCAAUUGCUCAGCCAAUACAUGCAUGCUCCUACCUCUACUCAUAUGCAAGCUGCAAAGAGAUUGCUUAGGUACUUGGCAGGAACAAAAUCUCAGGGCAUCUUACUUGCUUCCUCCUCUGCUGCUCACUUGACUGCUUACUCUGACAGUGAUUGGGCAAGCUGCCCCAAUACCAGACGUUCCACUACAGUUUAUUGCAUUCUACUUGGUGAUUCUCCUGUUUCCUGGAAGGCCAAAAAGCAAUCUAAAGUGGCUUUAUCUACAGCAGAAGCAGAAUACAGAGCCAUGGCUAUGACUGCUUGUGAAGUUACUUGGCUGAAAUCUCUUCUCAAAGACCUUGGUUUGAAUUGUCUUGCUCCAACUAUUUUAAAGUGUGACAAUCAAGUUGCCCUUGCUAUUGUUGCCAACCCAGUGCUUCAUGAAAGAACCAAGCAUGUGGAAAUGGACUAUCAUUAUGUUCGAGAUAUGGUCAAGGAUGCUAUAACAGUUGCUGCUCCAAUGUUGGUAUACCACCUGUCCUGUUGUAGCUUCCUCGCAGACUCUCCCUCUUCUCUCUACUCUUUCUUCUCUGUUUACAAUCCCCUUGCACCUGCUUUGAUUAUUGACAGGUUUAUGCUACGAGAUUCUGGAGUAAGAAUGAAGCAUGGUUCAAAGUCUAAGUCUGCUAUGGAAGGAUAA